This is a messenger RNA of Entrophospora sp. SA101, 2202 nucleotides long. The record is from the annotation of a GenBank genome assembly. NCBI's taxonomy places the organism in Eukaryota, Fungi, Glomeromycota, Glomeromycetes, Entrophosporales, Entrophosporaceae.
AUGCCUGUUUACAAGAAAAAAUUUAUAAACACGUCGCAAGAACUUGAGUUAUUUGAUUCCGAAGAACAAAAAGAACAGCAAGUCUGGUUGAUUCCCUAUACUGGACAAAUAUUUUUAGAUUAUAGUGAAUAUUUGAAAAAUAUCGCUUUAUACAAUCAACCAUUAUGGCAGUGUGCAGUUACAGGAAAAUUAAACCUUACAUAUGCUGAUGCACUUGAAAGUGAAAAGAAACAUCGUGAACAGCUAGAUGAAAAGUUUCCAAAUGGAUUAAAAAAACCAAUUUUAGAAAUAGUACAAUUCAGCGCCGAACGAUUGGAUGAUCUAGUCACAAUAAUAUUCGAGAGUUUUAAAGAACAUUAUACCAUAGGAGAAAUUGUCACUGUAGUUAUUGAUGGGAAAAAGAAUAAAGCAAAAAUCGCUGAUGUAAUUACUGCUGACUCUAACAAUGAAUCGGAUUCAAGUGAUCACAAAUCUUAUAAAGAGUCAUCUUCGUUAAAUUCUAUUUAUCAUCUUCAAUUAUUGGACAAAGAUGGAAAGCCAGUAAAACAACAAAAUAAAAAUGGAAAUAAAAAAUUUCUCAUCAAGACUAUUAAUGGUAGUGAAGCAUUAAGUCGUGAUAAGUUGGCAUUUACAAAAACAAUUAUACGUCAAUUCAUUAAGGAAUCUGCAACAAGAGAAACUUAUCUUCAUGCGCCGUGGGUGGUUAAACCCAAGAUUGCAAAAAAAUAUAAAAUGGCAACUAAAUUACCAGAUGAUUUACAACAAGUAAAAGAUGCCGCCUUAGAAAAAAGUCGAAAAAGAAAGAGCAAAUCGACAUCUAGUUGUAAUCCUUCAAAAAAAGCAAAGCCAAAUUCGAAACCAAACAAUUCCCGGCAGUUGGAUCAAAAGAAAUCAACAAACAAAAAAGUUAAAUAUCCAAUUGAAGAUCUUGAAGUUCCCCUUGAUAAGAGCCUUCUUCAAAAAAAACCAGAAUUGCAAAUGGAUUUAAGAGUGCCUCAAGAAUCUGUCGGAACAUUUUUAAAUGAUUUUGAAUUGGCACUCUUACAUGACAAAGUACAACCAGUAUGCUUUCUUAUAAUAGAAUUACAUGUGGCAUUAUUAAAUGCUAUUAUUAAAGAUCGUUUGCAAUCUAAAGGAAAAAAAGGCCAACUUGGUUCUCGUGGUCCCACCUUAAAAGAUGAGUCAAUAGAAAUGAAAGAGGAAGAUAAUAUAAAUGAAUUAUCCGAUGCUUCAAUUAAAUUUCUUGAUAAUUUAGGCAGAAAUUGGGACAAAAGAUUAAUUCCUUUGACAGAAAGAAGGAAACAAUGGGAAGAUAUUCUUGUCGGGUUUCUUUAUGAUGUACAAGCUCACGAAAUCUUUCCAUUCUUGGAUAAAAUAUUAUUAGAAUUAGUUGGAAAUGUAAAUGAGGAUAUUGAAGAAAAUUAUAUGAGCCUUGAUAUUACCUCCAAGUUACAAAUUUUGGAUCUUUUGGUUAACACAGCCACAAAAGCAUCAAUUGUCCACGAGCACAUUGAAAGUUCUGUUGAAAAGAGAGCUGAUUUAAAUAAAGAAAAAAAUGAAAUUUUAAGGGAAAAAAGACAGAUCACAUCUUCCAUUGGUCAAAUUGCACAAGGUAUUAUGCCAGUUUUGAGUGCUGAGAAAAGUGGGAAUUCUGACAUAAAAAAACCAACCGAAAAAAAAUACGACAAGGCUUUGAUCCUAAAACAACUUAAAGAUGAAGAAAUAUCAUUACAAAGAAAGGAAGAACAAAUUGAAAAGGACAAGAAAAAAUAUGCAAUGCCUCGUUCUAUACCUUUAGGAUACGAUAGAUUUUAUAACAAGUAUUUUUAUUUUGAUGGUUUAGGUAUAGCAGUUGGAGAAAAAUAUGGUACAGGUAAAAUUUGGGUACAAGUUCCUCAGGAACAAGAUUUGAGAAUGCUAACUGAUAGAGAUGUGCAACACUAUUACAAAAGAAAAAAAGCUGAAGAUUCAGGUAUGAAUUUUGGACAAUGGGGUUACUAUGAAGACGUAUCAGAUUGGCUUAACACGAAAGGGAACAGAGAAUCUGUAUUGAAGAGUAAACUUUUAAAUCGCUAUCAAGAACUUUCAGCUUGUUUAAUGAAAAGGCAACAGGAUUUGACCACACCUCGUAUGACAAUUGAAGUGAGAAGAAGUAAACGAGUACAAGUUACUAAUGCAAAAAAUUUUUAUUCUUUAAUUUAA